AUGAAACUAGCCGGGCAAACGUGGGUUUUCCUCGAAGCUAAAGCCGUUGGAGGUUGCACUCUCACCGAUGCGCUAUGUGAAGGCGACGAGUACUGUUUUCAAGAUGGCGUGUUUGGACAAUGCUACUCGCCCAAAAUCGGCACACCUACUCCUACAGUAAUAGAUCAUUUAGAAGACACUCAGCUAGAACUACUACGCUUAGAACUCACAAGAUUAGCGAAUCAAGGCCUUGAAUGGCAAGACCAGCGCUCACAAUGUGUACUGUCAUACUUCAAGCUCUCCAUGUACUACGGUCUUCAGUACGAUCAGGAUUUUUGUCAAGUCCAGAAUCCGGCUAACAUCUGGGCACUCAUACAGUUGAUCGAAAUGGGCUUACGCGAAGAUCCUACCAUAUCGGAUGCAGAUACACCUGCAUCAGCUGACGAUGUUGUCGAUGUGAACGAAGCAAAUGAAGUCCCAUUGAUUGGUAACGUGGUAGACGAUGAUGAUCAGAUCGAUACAAUUGUUCCAAUAGAGCAGAAAGAUGUCGAUAUCGCUGAAAACGAUACCGAACCAACAGAGGACGACAUCGUCAUACUACCAGAAAACGAAAUACAGAGCAUUCUCGAUCAAAUCCAUGAUCCGGCCCCUAAAAUCGAUAUCAGUGAACUAAGCGCUCAAGAUGCAAGCGAUGAUCCUGUUAUUGAAGACUACAUCGAACAAAUUGUGCGAUCUGAAAGCCCAGAUUUGUCCGUUUUGUCUGAUGAACAACUCAAUGAACUGAUUCGACGCCUCUACAUCUUAAAAAGCAACCUUACUGUUGAUGACGAUGACGACGACACCGAGCAAGGUGAAGGCGAAGAGGCGAUACCGUUGGACGCGUUGAGUGGCGGAGAGAAAUUGGUACUGAAAAAGGACGCCGAGCAAUUGGGUGACCUUCGUCAAGGUAAGCCGUUACUGUAG
This is a messenger RNA of Angiostrongylus costaricensis, 942 nucleotides long. NCBI's taxonomy places the organism in Eukaryota, Metazoa, Nematoda, Chromadorea, Rhabditida, Metastrongylidae. The record is from the annotation of a GenBank genome assembly.